Talaromyces atroroseus is the source of this 3699-nucleotide messenger RNA. RefSeq lists its product as hypothetical. The record is from RefSeq and is a predicted model, not a curated record. Gene Ontology annotation, biological process: regulation of DNA replication; transmembrane transport. Gene Ontology annotation, molecular function: transmembrane transporter activity; DNA binding; DNA polymerase processivity factor activity. The transcript is spliced from 12 exons. Gene Ontology annotation, cellular component: plasma membrane. Bases 1 to 3699 code for a protein of 1232 amino acids. Lineage: Eukaryota; Fungi; Ascomycota; Eurotiomycetes; Eurotiales; Trichocomaceae.
AUGUCUCCUAGUGAAGUUGACGGCAAGGGCGAUGUGCCCAUUGAGGAACGACCAAUGUCCAUCACAACGAUCUCUAGCCCUAACCGACUUGUUGCACUAUGGGAAAAAUCCGCGGCGCUCCUCGGAAUCGAACUGCAGGGAAGUGAGCCCGUAUCAGCUUCCGAGAAGACCGAUCGUCGUUACUUCUCUUUGCUUACUUUGUGGUUUUCCAUGAACUUCAAUCUCAUCGCGGUCUCUACCGGCAUGUCAGGCACAAUGAGCUACGGGCUUGGGUUGAAAGAGUGCUCGUUAAUCAUUCUUUUCUUUGGCAUGCUGACUGCCCUUUCAGCCCCGUAUUUGUCACUGCUUGGGGUGAAACUUGGUCUCCGGCAGAUGCUUCAUGCCCGAUACGCUUUCGGGCUUUACGGUGUGUCGGUUCCUCUGGUCCUAAACAUGGCAACUCUCGCAGGGUAUGGUAUUAUUGACUGUAUUCUCGGUGGGCAAGCGCUUUCCGCGAUUAACCCGGAAAGAUUGUCACUGGAUGGCGGGAUUGUAAUAAUUGCUAUGAUCACCCUGGCUAUCAUUCUAUUCGGGGUCCGAAUGCUGCAUAUCUUUGAUUUGUACUCGUGGUUCCCCACGCUGGUCGGGAUUCUUGUGGCUACCGGAUGCGGUGGAAAGCAUCUUCACUUGCAAACUGUCCCUGACUCAGUAGUUGCUCAGGAUAUACUGUCAUUUGCGGCCUUGGUGGCUGGAUUUUUCCUCCCUUGGUCUGCAGUUGCUAGUGAUUUCACAGUCUACUUUGACACCAAGUCCAAAAAAACUGCAAUUUUUGUGCCGUCCUACAUUGGACUUCUCAUUGGUGGUGUCCCUCUUAUGAUCCUUGGAGCGGCUAUCGGAGGUGCCGUUCCAAACGUCCCUUCCUGGCAGGAAGGCUACAACAAUAGCAGCGUAGGAGGAGUGCUGGGUGCCAUGCUGGAGCCAGCAGGGGGGUUUGGCAAAUUCCUUCUCGCUCUCCUCGGCCUCAGCGUGCUCGGAAACGUGACUGGCUCUGUGUAUGCUCUCACUCUCAAUUUCCAGGCCUUUCUUCGUAUGAUGCGCAUUCGCGCCCCUCGCGUCCUCUGCACAAUCAUCGUGAUGGCUAUCAUCAUUCCGGUUUCCAUUCGCGUUGCCGCAGAAUUUUUCCAAUCUCUAAAUAACUUACUUGGUGUCAUCAGCUACUGGCCGGCCUGUUUUAUUGCUGUCGUUCUCUUGGAACACUUGCACUUCAGAAAGGGUAGCUGGGAGUGGUAUGAUUUGCGCAGCUGGGAUCAAUUCCAAGCUUUACCCACGGGGAUCGCAGCACUCGCUGCCUCAGUGCUCAGUUUUGGCCUCGUAGUCCCCGGAAUGUCACAGACAUGGUACACCGGUCCUAUCGGGCAGUGUACGGGGGAUAUUGGCUUCGAGGUUGCGUUUGUUUUGACUGCUCUUUUCUACCUACCGUUGCGGAUGCUAGAAGUCAGGUUUCGCAAACUGGGAUCUGCUACGAGCGUUCUGUUUGAAGCUCGCCUAGAACAAGCCGGCCUGCUCAAGCGGGUCGUCGACGCCAUCAAAGACCUCGUCCAGGAUUGCAAUUUUGACUGCAAUGACUCCGGAAUCGCCCUCCAAGCCAUGGACAACUCGCACGUUGCCUUGGUCUCUAUGAUGCUGAACGCAGAAGCCUUCUCGCCGUACCGCUGCGACCGCACCGUCGCACUGGGCAUCAAUCUGGUGUCGCUGACCAAGGUUCUGCGCGCGGCUCAAAACGAGGAUAUCCUGACAUUGAAGGCGGAGGAUUCCCCGGACGUGGUCAACCUCAUGUUUGAGAGCGCCGAGACCGAUCGUCUCAGCGAGUAUGAUAUUAAGCUUAUGGAUAUUGAUCAGGAGCACUUGGCUAUUCCGGAUACCGAGUAUUCUGCUACAGUUAAAAUGCCGUCGGCCGAGUUUCAGCGUAUUUGUCGGGAUUUGAAUGCGCUUUCUGAGUCUGUUGUCAUCGAGGCUACAAAAGAAGGCGUCAAGUUCUCCUGCCAGGGUGACAUUGGCAACGGCUCCGUGACCGUCCGCCAGCACACCAAUGUCGAGAAGCCUGAUAAUAACGUGUCCAUCGAACUCAGUGAGCCGGUCGCCCUGACGUUCUCGCUCAAGUAUUUGGUCAACUUUUGCAAAGCCACUGCUCUGUCGACCCAGGUUAAGCUCUGCCUUUCUCAGGAGGUGCCUUUGCAAGUGGAAUAUGGUCUAGGCAGUGGUCAUCUGCGCUUCUUCCUUGCUCCUAAGCAAAGAAACGCAGCAUUGAAGGGGGCGACGCUUGGAGAGAAAGAAGAGAAGAAGAAGAAGGAAACGUUUUUGAAAUUUGCUCUAGACAUACACGUCCCUGUCACUCGUUUUAUCUCCUCCCGCUGCUGUCGCAUCAAUCCGCCGAACGUCCAACAAGCUUUGAUUGCUGCGAAUGCCGUAAAUCGACUCCGAAAGAAAGCGACUCUUGACACCCUGUCCCACUCCUUCGCAGUGGGCAACACCGCCAAAACGGCUACCUCCACGUUGGACGACGCUUCUCGUUACGAGCCCGGCUCCGUGACGGAGCAAUUCUCCAAAAUUCCGUCGUCGCAAUCCCGCGCCUCGCUUCUUGGAGGCACCCACGACUCUUCCUUUCGCUCGCCGACGAGUCUGUUUCCCGAGCGUCAAGGGUACAGGCAGGUCUAUGGCCCGCCGCGAGUGAGCAAAAUGUACAUUCCUAACUCGAAGUGGACGUGGAUGUUUGUCAUUAUCGCCGUCGUUCAGGCAGCUGUUAUUCUCGGUCUUGAAUCAUACGUGUUUGCCAAUUUCCAGAUUCACUCUGUAUCCUUAGCCCAAGUUUUCCAAACAACAAAGACGAUCCCGACUUUUUUCUCGCUUUAUACCUUCGGUUUCAUCUACGAGUUGAUUCUGGUCUACGAUGCAUUGCGUCUCAAGAACACCAUUCAAAUCAUUGGCAUCUGCUGUUGCAAUGUUGGCCUUCUCAUCUACGGUGCCGUACAGACCGUGGAAGAUGAGGGAGUUCUGGAUAACAACCUCUGGAAAGAGACCAGAGCCAUCCUGAUUGCGAUCCCUUGCAUUCUGGCCGGCACCUCCAUUAUGAUGUCGUUUGUGGCCUGGAAGCUGUACGAUGAAUUUGCGUGGACGAUUUACAAACACAUCAGUGCCGAUUUGCGAAUGAAACGCCGCUAUCUGACGUACCAGAUUUACAUUGCCCUGCUGAAGUUCGAUUUCUUCUUCUUCUUGGGCUUCACAGUCCAGUUCAUUGUCAUCGUCACCGAGAAGACGGAUGUGGAGUUUGCUUUGACGAUCGCUGCUAUUCCAGUUACCAUUCUGAUUUUGAUCUUUGCUGCUUAUUUCACGCGGCGCGAAAACACACUCGGCAUGUGUGCCAUUAUCGUUCUCUAUUUCGGUGGAUUGGCAUACUUCCUCUUCAAACUCGUACGCAUGUACCAGCCGUCAAGGGAACAAGAGUAUCUUGCAGCAAGAAAAUCGCUCACCUUCUUCGCCGUCAUCACCAUUCUCCUCAUUCUGGUGACCAUUGGCAACGCUAUAUGGUGCACGCAUAAUUUUCACAAGGGACUCAAGCCGCAUCUUGUGCGAGCCCGCAAGAGCAGUGAUGCUGAAAAGGCCACCGAGCUGAGUACCCGAGUGCCUGGAGAGGGCGUCCCAGCCCGAAUGAUGAUUGAUUGA